Messenger RNA from Trichoplusia ni (cabbage looper), 3017 nucleotides. RefSeq lists its product as uncharacterized. The transcript has 10 exons. Bases 397 to 2154 code for a protein of 585 amino acids. The record is from RefSeq and is a predicted model, not a curated record. Lineage: Eukaryota; Metazoa; Arthropoda; Insecta; Lepidoptera; Noctuidae.
CUUUAUAUAUUAGUAUAGAAGUAUAGAUAUGUAAAAAAGAAAGAAGAAGAUCUUGACUAAAUUCCUAUUUCCGUUCUUUUUUAAUACAAAGAAAUAUAAUAAGAAAGAGUGUUCCAAUUUAACGUUUCAACUUCAAAAAGAAAUACUUAAUGUCUACUUGCAAACUGUAAAUGCGAGCUACACUUUCGCCAUAAGAAAAUAACAGUUGCUGUGUGUAUAAGCAAGUUCAAAUAACUUCAAUGACGAUUAACGCCAGUUGACCAUUCGCCGGCGUGGGGAACGCACGCCACUUCAAAUAAAUAAUCGUGUUAAUGUGAAUGUGUAAAAUAGUAUUUAUUUACUUUUAAAAGUGUUAUUGUGGUUCAUUCUUCAUAAAAAGUAAUGUUGUUUUAGAGUAUGUUUCAAUACGAUUAUGAGAAGCGUCCGGCGUCGGCGACAUCUUGUGACAGCCGCGCUAAGAUGGCGGCCGACUGGAGCCGAUCUUACCCGAGCGCAGCCGAACGAAUGCCGAACGCGAGGCGCCCUCUACCGCCGCGACCGACCGUUAUACAUCGGAUGCCGGAUAAAACUACAGUACCUUUGAAAGUGUGGAUCAUCGCCAGUGCAUCCUGCUUCGCCGUCUGCGCGGCCCUGGUACUGGCGACCGUGGUGGUCACCAAAUGGGGCACGUCAGACGCUUUUACCACGAGAGAAGUGUAUCAGUCCCCAGAACCAAUACGUGCCUAUAGCCGCCCAAAACCAACACCAGAAUACAAUUCAGAUGAAAUCGAAGAGAACGCGAUUCUAGAAAAACUAUCAAUAUUCAAAAAUGUUAUACCACAACGGGAACACAAAAAUCUCAUAUCCAAGACACAAAUACAUCCUCUGCAUGAAGAGAUUGCACACGAGGAGAGAAACAUCAAGAAGAAGGAUAGAGCGGAAGUAGAAAAAGAAGUAAUGGACAAUGAGGUACAAGAUGCAGAAGGAUCGGACUUCAAAAUUGUAGAAGUACCGCAUUUUAAACCUAUUCUACCUGAAAUAAGCAAGAAUGUCGACUUGGAAUUGCCGUAUGGAUAUUUGGAUGGCAGAGAAGACUAUUUUUACAACGACGAAAACCUCUACGAUGAUUAUAUGCAAAGCAAUACUUUGACCAGUUACUUAAUAGAAAAAGUUCAGGAGCUACAUGAGUGGGUAUCGAGUGACCCAGACUUGAAAACCAAUCACACAAGUACAACGGAUUUCAGCACUGUUCUGAAGGCUCUAAACGAAAGCCUGGUCGAAGGCAACGUCACUAUAGUAAUGAAUAAAUUAAAAGAGGUUUAUUUCGGAGAUAAUUAUACCAACGCGAAUAAUACUAGAAAAGUUAUAGUUACUAAUUCUACUGAUUUGCUUUCUUUUGGGAUUCUGACGUUGGAUGUCAUGUUGUUGCAUAAUAUACAGCUAAUGGCGUGGGAGAAUCAGGAGGCAGCCAGAAACAAAAUGCUGAAAGACCCAGACGUGUUUGCGUUUAACGCGCUGUUCUUAGACCCUGGGAAGGUGGAAUCCAAGCAAAAUGAAGUCGUUCAUGAUGGAUCGUUAUUUUUGAAGCGUCUGAGCCCUCGGCAGAAUGUUAUCGAAGAUCUGGAUAUUGGCAAGAAUCUUCUAGAAAAUAUAAUGGAGAUUGGAAUGAGUACGGCCAGAGCAGCAAUACACCUGGGCAGGGCGUAUAAGAAUACCAAAAACAUCCUAAACCAGAUUUCAAAUAAAGAACUCCAGGCCGCCAACAUUCAGAAUCAAAUGUCACGCAACCUUGAUGCCAACACUCACGCGCUGAAUCACUUGCAAACGUCAUAUGACAGUACUCAAGGUGUUGCCAGCAACAAUAAUGGUAGCUUUUAUACCGAACUGGACUGCGUGUGGUUAUUGUACUGUAGAAAUUUAAUGGCAACUACUAAAUUGAAUCCGCCGUACGGUACCAUGGCUAGGAUUAAUGGGGUGGCGCUUCGAAUGCUGACUGGUGAGCUGGUGGCCAAUAAAGCACUUGACACAAUGUUAUAUGAGCUGCUAACAGGAUGGACGGAGCUAAAGUGUAAUGAAAUGUUCCCAAGAUGCAGUAAAGUAAAUGCGGCGGCAGUAGUAAUCGAUUCUAUUCUUCAAUCACACAGAAAAACGACUGUCAGUAACAGAGGACGAUAAAUUAGUUAAUUAGUUAAAAAUAUACAUCCCUAUUCCUAACUUAUAUUGUAAAUGUGAAUGACAGUUUGUUUGCUACGCCUUCACGCGACGAAUACUUAACCGAUCGUCAUGAAACUUUGUACUCAUUCCCUUGGAGGGAUAAGAAUGGUUUUAUUCAACAAGAAAAGCAGGAUGUGUUAGGAUACUUUUGUGAAAUAAUGAAUUAGUAAAGAUUAUGACAGUUUUUGAACUUAUUGAUAUUCGAUCAAUAACCAAAACGAUUUAUAGAUGUAACUACAUUUAUCAGAAUAUCUCGACUGCUUUCAGACUCAACCGAAAUCCUUAAACAUAAUUCAGACAGUUGAUGCGGCAGCGGCAAACAGACAAAAUGUUAAGUUUUUAAAUUUUAUUUUUAAAAUACAAUCAAAUUUAAAGAAGUUUUUAUAUUUAAUUUUCAAUUUAUUUAUCAAUGGCAUUUAAACCGCGUUUGGGGUUGCAGGGUAAUAAAUUACAUUUCCACUAAAUCCUAAGCGCGGUUUGAAGUUUGUACUUAAAUGUUGCCAAUUUAUUUUCGUGUUAUUACCAUUUUUGGUAAUUAUUAUUUUAGUACUUAAUUAUAGAGUUUAGUAUAUUUUUAAGUACAAAUAGUGAUGGUUUAUUGUAUUUUUAAUGCUGAGGCUAAUGUUGUUAAAUCAUAGACUGAUAAAUUAUAAUAAAUCCUUAUUUUAAACAUCUGUGUUUCAUUUUUUUACUUUGCUUAUAAUACUAAGAAUAGAAUAUAUAUUCUACAACAACGAAUGAUCCCACUGCUGGGCAAAGGCCUCCCGCCUUUGCCCAGCAUCCUUUCUUUUCCAAACCUCUCUAUGUUUUGCGAUUUUUAGCUA